This is a messenger RNA of Zingiber officinale, 565 nucleotides long. Its product is annotated as serine/threonine-protein kinase WNK2-like. NCBI's taxonomy places the organism in Eukaryota, Viridiplantae, Streptophyta, Magnoliopsida, Zingiberales, Zingiberaceae. The coding region runs from base 35 to 403 and encodes 122 amino acids. The transcript has a single exon. The record is from RefSeq and is a predicted model, not a curated record.
CCACCUGUUCCAUAAAAUUCCUCAGAGAACAACAAUGAAGACCACAUCGAUCCUGUCGCUCCUCUUCAUCCUCCUCUGCUCCGCUGCUUUCUCUGCUCACGCCGCUAGGAGUUUAACCGCCUUCCUGCCUCCGCCCAAGCCUUCGAUUCUCCCUCCCAUUCCCUUCCUGCCGCCAAAGCCCUCGCUGCUGCAGCCUUCUUCGCUUCUGCCUCCGUUCCCCUUCCUGCCGCCCAACCCACUGCUGCCACCGGCGUCUAUUCUCCCUCCGAUUCCCUUCCUGCCGCCGUCGAUCCCAUCACUUCUGCCGCCCAACCCACUGUUGCCUCCCUCGACGCCGUCACUUCUGCCUCCGAUUCCGUUCUUACCGCCCCUUCCUGGGAUCCCCGGCGUGCAGGCGCCCUGAAGGCAGUUACGCAGAUGCUCGCUCGCCAUGCACGUGCAUGUAUGAAGCCUAAUAAUGAACACUUAAUUUCUACGAAGGGAAUAAAUUACCAGUUCAACUUUUGUUCAAUGUAUUGGGUUUGUAUCUUGUUCUAAUAAAGUGGGUUUAACUAAAAAAAACUUA